AUGGUUAUCGCAGUCGGAGAUAAGAUACCAUCGUACCGAUUACAGCAAGGCAGUCCUGGCAAUAAUGUCGACAUCGCUGAACUUGUUGCCAACAAGAAAGCAAUCAUAUUUGGUGUUCCUGGAGCCUUCACUCCUGGCUGCCACAGAUCGCACUUACCUGGUUAUGUAGCUGAUUACGAUAAGAUCGUGGCGAAAGGUGUCGAUAUUAUCAUUUGCGUAUCUGUUAAUGAUGCUUUCGUCGUUGAUGCUUGGGGAAAAAGUGUCGGAGCAGAGAACAAAGUAGUCAUGCUAGCUGAUCCAGUCGCUGCAUUUACCAAGGCUAUUGGAAUGGAUCUUGAUGCUACACCAAUUUUAGGAAAUAUCCGUUCUAAGCGCUAUUCCAUGAUUCUGUCCGACGGUGUACUUACAAACUUAAAUGUCGAACCGGAUGGUACUGGACUUACUUGUAGUUUAUCCAACAGUAUAUUAAGUCAGCUUUAA
Trichoplax adhaerens is the source of this 480-nucleotide messenger RNA. RefSeq lists its product as uncharacterized. The record is from RefSeq and is a predicted model, not a curated record. Gene Ontology annotation, cellular component: cytoplasm; mitochondrion; peroxisome. Gene Ontology annotation, molecular function: thioredoxin peroxidase activity. The transcript has a single exon. NCBI's taxonomy places the organism in Eukaryota, Metazoa, Placozoa, Uniplacotomia, Trichoplacea, Trichoplacidae. Bases 1 to 480 code for a protein of 159 amino acids. Gene Ontology annotation, biological process: hydrogen peroxide catabolic process; cell redox homeostasis; cellular response to oxidative stress.